AUGUUAAAGUCAGUUCAAACAGACGGACGACAACCAUUCGAAUUGUCGAAUGAACUGUCGACUGAACUGUCCAAUGAACUGUCGAAUGCAUUAGUUCUAGGGAAGGUAAAACUUCAGCUGUGUGUUCUAUGAGUUUGAUGGCACACCGCUGAUGGCAUUCGAAUGAAUCAAAAUGGCCGCUGCCACGUGUUCGGUUUUCUAAUGGCGGCCACUUCGACUACUUCGGCACUUCGGCUGUAUCCGAAGUGCCAAUUUAAAGUUGCAACACUGCUCCAAGGUAAUUAAAGGGCCAGAAACAGCAUUAUAAAAAUCCAUUAUGACCAAAUCAGUUCCUUAACCCCUCAAGGACACAUGACAUGUGUAACAUGUCAUGAUUCCCUUUUAUUCCAGAAGUUUGGUCCUUAAGGGGUUAAAGGGCAAUACAUCCCAGGGGCCAUAGUCACAUGGCAGGAGGCUGGCAAUCAAUCUUCUCCAAUGCCCAGUGGUGAGGUCGGUUUCGCCACAAUCAGUAUGUAUGUAUCUGUGUGUAUGUGUAUCAGAAUGUAUGUAUCUGUGUAUGUGGGCAUCCUUGUGUAUGUGCGUGUAUGUGUGUGUGUGUGUGUGUAUCAGAAUCUAUAUAUCUGUAUGUGUGCUUAUAUCUGUGUGUAUGUGUAUCAGAAUGUAUGUAUCUGUGUAUGUGGGUAUCCUUGUGUAUGUGUGUGUAUGUAUGUAUCUUUGUGUGUGUGUGUGUGUGUGUGUGUGUGUGUAUCAGAAUGUAUAUAUAUGUAUGUGUGCUUAUAUCUGUGUAUAUGUGUAUCAGUAUGUAUGCUUAUGUGUGUGUAUAUGUAUCAAUGUGUUUGUCUUUAGUGCCUAUCUGCGUGUGCUUGCAUGUUUAAUUAUUCCUCUAACAAGUUAAAUGCAGACACUGAGCAGGAAGGAUAAAGAGAGCUUAUGCUUUGUUUCUGAUUGUUGGGAAUUUCAAACAAAGACACAAAUCCUUCAUGGCAACAAUGGCAGUAGGUGCAAAACAUAGCUCCCCGAUGAGCUGGUUAAUGCACAAGCUAUGAGGAUGGUUAAUUGUUGGAAAUGUAUAAUAUUAGGAGUAAAGAGGGGGAAUUAUCAAGUGGGCCUCAAAUCCCUUAUCUUACAUACGGCAUAUGUGUUUCUAUGAUUUCAAACUGAGACCUGAUUUAUUAAAAUCAGUCUACUGUCGGUUGCCGCAUGUCUAGAUCCUCCAGCACUAAUCUGGAGUCAGAAGACUGCAGUGUAGCUUGGCAUGCAACCUUUUACCAGUUCUAACCAGGGAGCCCCGGGCUACUGAGUAUCUCAAAAGGCAUGUAGGAGCAGAAGCCAAAUGUUUGAGGGUUCGUUCUACAUCCACAGUGGUACAACACUACCAUCUAGUGCUAGAGCUCAGAUGUUGCAUGAUCAAAUCAUUUAAUAUUUCUUUCAUUAAUAUAUUUGUUAAAAAUCACACAAUCCAAUCAACAAUCAAGACCCUGUAGGUGAGAACAGUAGAGGCAAUGUCUAGUUUCUCAUCCAUUUAAGCCAGGAUAUUUUUAAGCGAUUGAUAAUGGAUUACAAGCACCUCUGAAUAGUUUACUUGACUACAGCAAAGUAAAUAGUUUAACUAUUUGAUCCAUGAAUGAAGAACUUUGAACCAAUAGCUGAAAUAAAUGAAUAAAAAAUAUGUUUGUUCUCCCAAUGCAUCACAAGUCAUGAUAUUAUUCAUAAAAUUAAUAAAAUACAUAAUGUGAAAGAUCUUCCAAGAUAUGCGUUCAAUAAACAUCAAAGCGUCUCUGAAUCAUGUUUACUGUUGGUGUUUUUUGGGAUUAUAAAUUCAACAUAGAAGAACAUAGGCAAAUAUUUAAGUAUGAUGGUUAACAAAGUACUUUUCUGCAUAGCGUGUCCUCAAUAUGACAGUGCAUAUUGGGUUUCCAUAAUUUAAUAAUUACAGUGAGGUAUUAGGCAUGUGAUUUUAAGCAUGUGUUAAUCAUAGGUAAUAUAUUUGCCAGUGCACUUUCAGAAGCUUAAUCCAACAAUUCUGUCUCAUUUACAGGUUCUACACCUGACCAUGGAAAGGUUGGCCAUUUGUCUGCUGAUGAUAAGCACGUCUCUCAAGGCCAUGAUGUGCCCCAAGAGAUGUUCAUGCCAAAAUGUGUCUCCAUCCUUCACAAUCCUUUGUACCAAGACUGGCCUUCUUUUUGUGCCCCCUACCAUUGACAGGAGGACAGCAGAGUUGAGACUCAUGGACAACUUCAUAACUACAAUUAGAAGGAAAGAUUUUGCAAACAUGACAGAACUUAUACACUUAACUCUAACUAGAAAUACCAUUAGUCAAGUCAUGCCUUAUGCUUUCCUUGAUUUGAAAGGCCUCCAUGCCUUGCAGUUGGAUAGCAACAGGUUAACUUUUGUCAGUGAGGAACAUUUUAAGGGUCUGUUCAACCUCCGACAUUUAAUCUUGAAUAACAACCAGUUAAGUUACAUUGCUCCAGGAUCAUUUGAGGAUUUUAUAGACACACUUGAGGAUUUGGACUUAUCCUACAACAACUUAGUGAACAUACCUUGGGAGACCAUUGGUAGACUUUCCAGUGUUAACAAUGUAGCGUUAGAUCACAACCUCAUUGAUUAUGUUCCUGAAGGGAUAUUCUCCAAUUUACACAAACUGGCUAGACUGGAUAUGACCUCCAACAAACUGAAAAAGAUUCCACCAGAUCCUUUGUUUUCUAGAAUCCCUGUUUAUGCCAAAUCUAAAGGCUCCCCAAUAACCUCCCUAGUGCUCAGCUUUGGAGGAAAUCCACUUCAUUGCAACUGUGAGUUAAUGUGGCUUCGACGUCUGACCAGAGAAGAUGACUUGGAAACGUGUGCUUCACCCUUAGAGUUAAUGGGCAAGUACUUCUGGUCAAUAAAAGAGGAAGAAUUUGUUUGUGAAUCUCCCAUGAUAACCCACCGAACUCCUAAACAGAUAGUCAUGGAAGGCCAAAAUGUGUCAUUGAAGUGCAAAGCUGUUGGUGAUCCUGAUCCCUAUGUGCGAUGGAUUUCACCAGAUGGAAAGCUUGUUCCCAACAGCACAAGGACUAUGUCCUAUGAGAAUGGAACUUUGGAUAUUCUCACAACCCUAUUCUCAGAUCGUGGGAACUUUACCUGUAUUGCAUCCAAUCCAGCAGGGGAAUCUACUGCUACCGUGGAACUCAUUGUAAACCCAUUCCCUAAUCUUGCCAACAGCACCAACUGUGAUAAGGAAGCAGAGUCAGGCCUCUCAGAUAUACUGACGCCAGCCAAGUCUAAUGAAACUAAAACUCUCCACGAUAAGAAGGUUGUGGUUGCAGAGCUGACCUCAUCCUCGGCUCUCAUCCAGUGGUUUCCCCAGAGUCACAUCCCCAGGAUAAGGAUGUACCAAGUUCAGUACAAUAGCUCGUCAGAUGAUAUCCUCAUUUACAGGUAG
Pelobates cultripes (western spadefoot toad) is the source of this 3424-nucleotide messenger RNA. NCBI's taxonomy places the organism in Eukaryota, Metazoa, Chordata, Amphibia, Anura, Pelobatidae. The record is from the annotation of a GenBank genome assembly.